AUCUCAGAUCUCAAUGAUGCUCAAUCAAAUUUGAAUGGUGCUGAACCAACUCACAAUGGUGCUGAACCAACUCAUAAUGGUUCUGAACCAACUCAUAAUGGUACUGAACAAGAUCAUAAUGUUAAUGAAAAUGGAGUGCAAUCAGAUGUUGACAGUAGUGACUCACAAGUAGAUGUUCUUCCUGAAGAAGAUGAUUCAGAGGUUGAUGAUGAAUUGAAAUUUUUAAGGGCUGAAAGGAGGAGCAAGAGGCAGGGUAAGCAGAGGAAAAAAUCAAUUGCAACAGAGGAGAUACCACUAGGAGAAGCAGGUAUUGACAGAGAAUUUGAGGAUAUUGAAAGAAACAAGGCUUCCAGAUAUGUAGGUAAUUUAGGUGGGGAUGAGCAGUUUAUUGAUAGUUCAGAGGCUGAUAGUGAAGAUAGCAUAGAAGAGUUAGAUCCUGAAGCCAUUCCUGGUGUUGAUAUACCAGCAAGAAGGAGGAGUACAAAAGUCACGUAUGAUCCUAAUUGUGAAGUUGCUAUUUGAACUUGGGAUGAUUUUUGAGAAUGCUAUAGAGUUUUGGAAAGCAUUAGCAAAUUAUGCAAUUGAGUACAAGGUGCAGAUUAAAUUGAGACCAAAUGAACUAUAUAGGGUGAGGGCUAAGUGUAAAUCAAAGAGAUGCAAAUGGGUGUGUUAUGCUUGUAUUGAUCGAGAUUUUGGUGAUUUUAAAGUAAAGAACUACUACCCAGUACACAAAUGUGAUACUUCAAACAAGAAUAAGUUGUGUACUUCAAAGUUUAUUGCAAAAAAAUUCAAAGAGGAAAUAACUAAGCAGCCCCACAUAAGGAUAUGGGAAAUACAGGAGUUAUGCAGGGACAAGCUAGGAUUGUAUGUUCGCAAGACAAUUUAUUAUAGAGUUAAACUGCAUAUUCUCAGAGAGUCCAUGGGUGAUUGGAAUAUGGAGUUUGCAAGGUUAUGUGAUUAUGCCGAUAUGAUAAAACAGACCAAUCCUGGUAGCUCAUGUUGGAUAAGGAUGGACAGUGAAACUGAGCCAGGAAAAAAAUUUUUUGUUUACUUUUAUGUGUGCUUUGAUGCAUUGAAGAAAGGUUGAUUAGAAGGAUGUAGGAGAAUCAUAGGUUUUGAUGGUUGUUUCUUAAAGGGUGCUUGUAAAGGUGAGCUUCUAGUUGCUGUUGGCAAGAAUGAAAAUCAAUAAAUAUUUCCUAUAGCAUGGGAAAUUGUGGACCAGGAGACAAAGCAUAGCUGGAGUUUUUUUAUCAACUACUUGAAAGAUGAUUUGCACUUAGAAACUGGAGAAGGAUUGACUGUGAUGGCAGAUAUGCAAAAGCAAGGUAGCCAAAACUUACAAGGACCAAGCCAACCUGCUGCAGCAAGAAGCUCAAGCCAACCUACAACCUCAAACUCUGUUUGUGAUUAUACAACAAGAGUUAGAAGGGUUCAUGAAGCUAGAAGCUCAAGUCAACCACCACCAACUUCAAUAGAUUCGUGCAGGCCUGCUAGAAGAGGAUUAGGUAGUCAACUUCCUCCAAAGGGUAAAGGAACUACUGUCCAAAAAAGAGGAAGGGGUGCAGGUAAAGAAGUUGCUGAAAAAGGAGGAGAAAAAAGGUCCAAAAAUGUUGGAUUUGGCAUCUACACAGCUGCAAGUGGAACUCAAAUACUAAAUCCGGAACAUCAAGCCAAAAAGUUCUUGCAAGUGGUUCAGCUUAUAAGAGUGUAACUCCAACAGGAGGAAGGGUCAUGAUGCUGUCACAACUUCCCAGUUGCAGCAGAUGAAGGCAAACUUCAACUAAAGUAGUAUCUUAGGAACUUAUAUUUUGACUAUAUGAUUAUGUAGCAGCAAACAAUUAUCUAUAGCCAAGGUCUAUUCUUGACUCUAAGGUAGCAGCAACCUAUUAUAAUUUGGGAUCUAGUUUUUGAAGAACUAAACUCUUAUGGUUCUAUUCAGUUGUGUAAUCUUCCUGUUCUUAUUAAACUUGGUAAGGAUCGUUUCUUUGUGUCAAUGUUACAUAGCAGUAAUCAAUGAUAUUGGCUAUGCCUUGUUCUGUU
Messenger RNA from Nicotiana tabacum (common tobacco), 2040 nucleotides. NCBI's taxonomy places the organism in Eukaryota, Viridiplantae, Streptophyta, Magnoliopsida, Solanales, Solanaceae. The record is from RefSeq and is a predicted model, not a curated record.